Molecule: messenger RNA, 2616 nt
Organism: Prorocentrum cordatum
Lineage: Eukaryota; Dinophyceae; Prorocentrales; Prorocentraceae
Source: the annotation of a GenBank genome assembly
GACCGGUUCUCCCAGGCCCGGGCCGUGGACCAGCUGGAGGCGGCUCUUCAGGACAGCAUCUGCCGAGGGCACUCGAGGGAGGCGAUCGCGGAGGCGUUCGUGAAGACGAUCUCCUCCGGCAGGCUGCAGGGCACCAUGACGAGCGACGAGAGCGAGCGCCGCAACAGGGCCCUGGCGGUGGCCGCCCGGCUGCUGCGCAAGGGAUCGAGGCCGCCCGCGCCCAGCGGCCCGCGUGUGGCGCUGCUGUCGCCCACGUCACCAGCCUCCAGGACGCCCCUGAACUCCCCCGCGGAUCGGCUGCGCUUGAAGGCAACCCUCGACACCAUGAUGCCCGAGGACCGAAAGAUGAAGGCGCUGGAGGAGCUGCGCGCCGCGCUCGGGGCCGGCUGCCUCUCCGUGGACGAGCUGUCAAACGCCAUCGAGCAGGCCCGCAUGGCGGACGUGGAGCCGAUGGUUAUGGCGAAGGCCGAGGACCGGCUCCGGCGGGAGGUCGGCAAGCAGCGGCUGGCCCUGGCGCUGGUCCAGGCCGCCGAGAGCCGCAUGAUCCAGAGCCUCAAGGCGUCGAUUCACGAGGCCAAAGAGCUUGGCCUCCGGCGGGGGGACUUCCCGGACGCCGGCGGUGUGGGCGUGCUCGACAGGGCGCAGCAGGUCCUCCGCGAGGAGGAGCAGGGCGCGCGGGCCGCGCUCUCCGAGGCCCUUAAGGAGCGCGGCAUGCUGAAGCUGAGGCGCGCGCUCGCUCAGGCCCGGGAGCUCGGGCUGCAGGACGACCCGCAGGCGCGCGCUGCGGAGCAGCGGCUGCAGGCCGCCGGGGAGCGCAAGCGCGGCCUGGCGCUGCUGAAGACCGGGAUGGCCUCCGAGCAGCCGGAGCUCCUGAAGGCCGCCAUCCACGAGUGCCGAAGGCUCGGCCCCGAGGCCGCGGUGGACCUGUCCAUGGCGCAGAAGCGGCUGGAGGUGCUCGAGCUGGCGGCGGAGGCGCGCCAGGAGCCGUCCCGGGAGCCCCCGCAGCCGAUGCUGGCCUGGAGGGAGAGGAGCAGGCAGAUGACCAGGCACCUGACCAGGCAGCUCCAGGACUCGGGCGGCCACGCGGCCCCCGCGGCCCUGGCGCAGAACUCGCCCACGCGGGCGCAGGCUCGCGCGCUCGCCGCGCUGCGCGCGGCCGUCGCCGCGGAGCCGAUGGAGCCGGAGAUGCUGCGGCUCGCCCUGGAGCAGGCGCGCGGUGCGCAGGCGGAGGGCGAGGAGGUGCGGAGGGCCGAGGAACUGCUGCUGCGGGAGCUGGGCAGGGAGGCCGGGCUGGAGGGUGUGAGGAAGGCCGUGGCCGAGCGGGACGUGCGGGCCCUCUCGGAGGCGAUCAGGACCUGCCACGACAUGGGCGUCCCGCGCGCCAAGCUUCUGACGGCCCUGAACCAGCUAAUCUCCGACCACUCGCAGAUAGCGCGCGUGGCAGGAGACCACGGGCUGGGCAGCCUGGUCCUGGCGGACAUGGAGCGCGAGCGGCGCGAACUGCAUGAAGCCAUCCUGGUGGGCGCGCAGAGCACCAGCGAUCAGCUGCCAGUGCAGAGGUCAGCUCGUGCGAGGGAGACGCAGAAGUGCUCGGGCCCCGCGGCGGCGGGCGCGGGCCCGCCGGCGGCCGGGGAGCUGCUGGAGCUGCGGAGCCCCGCGGCGGCAGCGGCCAGGCGGCAGGCGCCCAGCGCCUUGCGCCUCGCUGCCACCGACUCAGACCCCGCGCCGCUGCCGGGCGCGGCCGCUCUGCAGGGCCCCCGGGAAGCAGCGCCUGCGGCGGCGCCCGGCGCAGAGCGCGCGGGCCCCGCCCUGAAGCCCGCGGGCGGGCGCAAGGUAUUGUUUCGGCCACCGAGCACGACACAGCAGGAACGGAACUUCCUUUUCAGCAGGGUGUUCGGCGAGGACGGCACACAGGCCGACGUCUUCGGCUGCGCCCGGGGCCUGGUGCGCUCGGCGGUGGACGGGCAUAAUGCCCUCGUGCUCGCCCUGGGCCCCGUGGACUCGGGCAAGACGCACGCGAUGCUGGGGGAGGGGCUCGAGACCCGCGGCGUGAUCCCACGGGCGAUCGAGGAGCUCUUUGCCAUACGCGAGAGCGAGAGCUGGCGCGUGGACCUGGACGUGGACGUGCAGUUCGUGGAGAUCCGCGACAGCAGGAAGAUCGUCGACCUCCUCAGCAGUGGCACUGGGGAAGCUCAUGCACGAGAACCCAUGGUGCGGAUACAACGGCAUAUACUGGGAGCCGCUCCACUGGGACUUUCGUAUGGAGGUGGUGCCGGAGCGACCGAAGAGGUGGUGAUAGACAACGUGGCAACGCGCCAGGUGACGGAGGAGCAGGAGCUCCGGAGGAUCGUGCAGGACGGCUACGCGCGCUCGUUGCGAUCAGCCAGUGCACGGCAAUGCCACAGGGUGCUGAUCCUCAACCUGUCGCGCCUCAGCGUGGCCACUGGCGCCAUAACCAGUGGCAAGCUGGUGCUGGCAGAUCUCGCCGGCUGCGGGCGCUGCGCCGGCCCCGAAGCAGCGGCGUCCUACUCCGCGCUCCUCUCGGUGUUCUCGGCCCUGUCGCGGGGCGAGCGGCGCGUGCCCUACGAGGAGCACGCCCUGACGCAGGUGCUGCAG